Molecule: messenger RNA, 490 nt
Organism: Hyalella azteca
Lineage: Eukaryota; Metazoa; Arthropoda; Malacostraca; Amphipoda; Hyalellidae
Exons: 2
Coding region: 14-349 (111 amino acids)
Source: RefSeq, a predicted model, not a curated record
UCUGCCAAAAAUAAUGGCUUCCAGGGGAAAAUUCCUGACUAUGCAUGAGAUAUUAGGUAUAUUAGAAGAAGAUGAGAGCCAUGCAGACGUUUAUAUUGAGCCUAAUGAUCCCGGCCUAUUGACUGAUGAAGACUCUGCUGGUGAAGUGGAUAGUGAUAGUGGAUUGAUGGAUAAUUUGUCCGGCAGACAACUGACUGGUAAUGCUGAAGCUGUAUUCAAUGACGGACGACGUACGACUGAAGAUGAUUGUGAAGAUCAACUGAGUGGCAAUGAUGAAGCUUUCUUCCACGACGAACGUAGUACUACUGAAGAUGGUGGUGAGGCUCAUAAUUCUUCGCCUGUGCAAUAACUGUAAGACUCCAAAAUGUAGUCUUGGCACUUCACUCACACCUGGUGACCGCAUAUUUCCUGAGGCAAAUUAUGUAAAAUAUAGAGAUUUUACUCCAGUUGAACUUUUUGAACUAUUUUCUGAUGAUGAUGAGUGGAAUUU